Bemisia tabaci is the source of this 3419-nucleotide messenger RNA. RefSeq lists its product as uncharacterized. Lineage: Eukaryota; Metazoa; Arthropoda; Insecta; Hemiptera; Aleyrodidae. The record is from RefSeq and is a predicted model, not a curated record.
GUUUUUGCCAAAUUUUGGGCUAAUUUCAACCAUUUUAAAUGGUGCCAACGGUCAAUUUUGUGGUGAAAUUCUGGUUUUUCGACUUAGACCACGAUUUUAUACAAAAAACCCGAUUUUACGCUGAAAUCGUGCGUUUACGGGCAAAAUGCCACAUAACUCAAGUUGUAGAGGAUGAAAUUUCACUCUAGAAAAACGUCUUUUCAAACAAAAAAAAUCAAAUCUGACAAGCAAAACGCACUCCGGUAUUUUAUUUUUUGGUCCUCAGAAUUUCUGAGGCCUUACAAAGCACCGCUAUUAAAGACUCAAUCCUUACCAAAUUGAAUCGAAAAUGGGUAUAAAUGAACUGUAGGUAAGUGCUAAGGAUACACAUGUCAUCAGAACAUCCUCUGUUUUAAAAAAACGUCCCAUUUUUUUACGCAUUUCUCAAAAAAGUAUACGACCCGAAAAGCAGGAUACUGAAAUUAUUGCCUUCGACAUAGUUGGUAAGUUAAGAUACUAAUAGAGGUUCGAGUCAAUUUUCUUCAGAUGAAAAAUCGAACGUUUUAGUAAGAAGGAGAAGAAGUGGACGAAAUGGUGGAGAUGAAAACCGUCUGUCCAAGUCACUAUAACUGCAGCGCAAUCCUUCCGCCGCGGUGCGCCGCGCGAAUGUCUGACCAGUUGCAUACAUGCCUAGUCUCGAGGAGUUUUAAACACACCAGCGGGGCGGGAGAAUAUUUUUCGACUUCAAGGUCAACGAAGAUGAAGCUAUCCCCACCACUUUCCCCGCCAGUCGCCUGAGCGGCCAAUCAACUGUUCUUACGUAUAACGCCUUGAAACCGCAGACGGGUGAACAGCUAGGCACCUUCAGUACCCCUCCGAUAUUUUGUGCCCUCAGUCUUGGUGUCGCUGACGUUCUCUUUCGCGCAAUAGUGUGUGAGUUUCUUUAUUUGAUCGAGAAGUGGCAAUAGAGUGCAAAUUAAGAUGCAGCAAGCAAUUUAAAGAUCAUUACACAGUGAACGUGCAGUUUUAAAUUUAGAUAUCGGAUUGCGGAAUAGUGCGAUUAAAGAUGCGAAUAAAGAAGUAUGCGAAGCUUUUAGAGCCUAAAUCGGAAAUUACUGCCGAAAAGUAUCCGUCUAGAGGGCAAGUGCUCAGUAAUUUACUGUACGAACUUAAUGUUAAAAAACAAUAUCUGUCACAAAGUGUGGAAAAUGUCAUUGACAGAGUGAUACCUUUUUGGGUUAAGGCUCGAAGUCCCACAUUAAGAAAGGACAAGUGCAAAAAAAAAUUGAUACAGCUGUACCAAGAAUACAGGAAUAUUCAACGAAUCGUAAAUAAGAAAAAUGCGUCGAAGUAUGAAGCAGCUUUUACGAACAGUUUACACCAUUUAUUUGAAAUUGACAGUUCUGAUGCUUUAGCGUGUAUGAGCGUAGAGGACAGGCCAUAUUUGCUGUCUGAAAAAGAAAAAGCUAGAAGGGAAAAUCAAAACUCGCAAAAAAAGGAAAAAAAGGUGGAUAAACAAGUGUUACAGGAAGAAUUACCAGGUGAAGGAUAUGCUGAUAGAAGAUAUCUUGCGUCAAAUGAACUUGAAGCUGCACGGAAGCAGAUGAAAAAAAAGAAGCGUACCCUUCGGGAAGAAAGACAAAAGCAAAAAGCCGAAGCAUAUGCUAAGAGACUCUCUGAAAAAAUUAUAUUGUCAGGAUCGUCUUCACAAGAUUCUAAACCGUCAUCUCAAGGAAGUGUUUUUGAGUCUAAGUUACAAUCGCCCAAGAGAAAGCGGUUGCAAAUAUUAGACGAGGAAUUGAGUUCAACUUUAGAUCGCACGAGAACCUCCAAUCGAAACGCCACUUUUCUCAUCGCAAAAACCGCUAAAUCAAUGGGUGUUGAUGUGAAGACUCUAACUGUUAGCGAGGCAUCUGUGAGACGAAGAAGAGCUGAGCUAAGAAAAAAUUCUGCUCAACGAAUUCAAAAGAACUUUAAUCCUGACGUGCCUCUCACAAUACAUGUAGAUGGCAAACUUCUACCUCCAUUGAUGGGUGGUAAGAAAAAGGUUGACCGAUUACCAAUUUUAGUCACAGGUCACAACAUUGAUCAACUUUUAAGUGUACCUGCAUUGCCCUCUGGCAAAGGUAUCUUUAUAGCUGAGGCAAUUUGCCAAACUGUUCGGGAGUGGAAUAUAGAGGAGCAAGUCAAAUCUAUAUGCUUUGAUACCACGUCCUCAAACACUGGAGUUAAAAGUGGUUCUUGUGUCUGUACGGAGCGAAUCUUAGGUAAACGUCUCUUAUAUUGUGCUUGUCGUCAUCAUGUUUCUGAACUCCUUCUCGAUGCUGCAGUCACUUCUCGCAUAGGCAAGAGGAACCAACCUGAAAAUCCUAUUUUUACCAACUUCCGUGACAAGUGGGAGGAUAUCAAUCCAAGCACCUAUACGACGGCCCUAGACGACCCUGACAUUCUUGAAAAUGUGCAGCCUAUCAAGACAGAACUUUUAAACUUCUGUUUCGAGCAACUUUCGAAACAUAAACAUAGAGAAGAUUACAGAGAGCUUCUAGAACUUGUGAUCAUAUUUUGCGGAGCAACACCAGAGAGAGGAGUACGAUUCAGAAGACCUGGAGCAGUAUCAAAUGCCCGCUGGAUGGCGAAGGCUUUAUAUAUUUUAAAAAUGUAUAUGUUUCAGAAACAAUUAACUAUGUCCAAAGAACUGUUAGGUCAUAUUAAAGACAUUUGCACUUUCAUUGUUUGUAUAUACGUAAAGUAUUGGUUCCAAUCGCCGUCGGGGGCAAUGGCGCCAAAAAAUGACUGUGAUUUGUUAUCGAGUCUUUUGGCUUAUGAAAAAAUAAACCUUCCUAUUUCUACAGCUGCUUUAGAAAAGUUACUCAAUCAUCUAUGGUAUCUGUCCGAAGAAUUGGUAGCUUUUGCAUUUUUUGAUGAGCGGGUCCCCUUCAAAACAAAAAUUCGCAUGGUGAAGGCCAUGGAAAAAGAGAGCUCAACAACUAGUCCUCCAAGGAAAGCAUCGCUUGACAUUAACUUAUUGAGAAGGAAGAAAAACAUCUCAUUGGAAAAUUUCGUAACUUCCAACACGCACAAUUUUUUUAAUCUACUGAAUAUCCCUAAGGAUUUCCUCAACUCCCAUCCUUCCGAAUGGAGUCAGCUAGAAAAUUAUAAUGCAGCUUGUAAAAUCGUAAAGAGUAUGAAAGUCGUCAAUGAUGCCGCCGAGAGAUCGGUGGCAUUAAUGACGGCUUUCAACAAUGCAAUAACAUCGAAGGAAGACCAAAAGCAAUUUCUACUCCUUACUGUCACAGAGAAUUUGAAAAAGUAUCCCUCAGCAAGGAAGACAUUUUUGUUGUAGGCACCUCACUCAAAAAUUGUGUCCAAAAAUUUGUUCUGCACUAUUACUUACUGGAUAUCCUUUUUUUCGAACGCAAUAUAUCAUACAUUGAAGUACA